AUGCGGCUUCUCUCGGCUCCCCUAGGUGCUCCGGGCGAAAGCCCAAGAUUUUCGGAUCGGGUGGUGGCGGCGCUCUUGCGUCGUUCUCUUCUUGAAGACACCACCUUGGAGCUCACGGUGUGCGGCUCCCCGUCGGUUGGUCAGCGGAGGGCAAUAUGCACUUUAACCCUCCUCCUGUUUUCCGAUAGAGGAGCACCUGUGAUCGAUCGAUUGAGCCACUGCGCCGCCGCCUCGCUCGAUUCAGCGUCCCCGGACACCACUGCGCCGUCGCUGCUUCGCCUCACCCCGUUGUCUCGCUCGAUUCCACGGCCCGGGCCCUACUGCGCCGCCGCCGCCGCCGCAUCUUGCCUUUUUGGCUGCCUCGCGCCGCCACCUGCUCAGCCGCCGUCUGGGCACCUCAUGCGUCCUGGUCGAAGGGCCCUUCUUCUCCAACGUGCGGCUGACCCGUCCGUUAUCUUAUCGUCGCCUGUUUGGAUGAUUGAUGGUACUGGCGAAACAGAGCUGAGAGAAGAAUAUAUUACGAUGGUCAGUCAAAUAUUUGAUAGCGAAGAACAAGGUUACGAGCACUACAACAAAUAUGCGAAAGAGAAAGGGUUCAAUGUGAGAUUGGACUAGAAAGAGUAUGUGGCCGGGACGGUUUAUAUGCUCCAAAGAAGGUUACCGUUUGCAGAAGUAUUUUGAAGCAACUCAGCAAAAGAGGGAGAAAUGAAGUUUGGUUACAAUCUCUAUUUCCUGUAUGUACCGAGACCUGAAGUUUGGUUUUGCUGUGCCGGGCCUUGAAGUUUGGUUACAUGUUCUAUUUCCUGUAAGGAUUGUUUUGUUCUGUAAAGACAUUGCUUGUGUGCUACUGCGGCUGGUUCAAAAAUAUUGAGUGCAAGCGACCUUGUUGCUUUGUUGGUUUUGAUCAUAUUUGUAAUUCAAUUUAUGCAUGCAUGUUGACAACCGAAGUGGAUACAGAGACUGAAGCAAGGGUUUGCAAUUAUGAAAUAUCUAUGUGUAACCUUCAGACUAUGAUGAAUCUGAUUUUACCUAUAUAAUGAAA
Lolium rigidum is the source of this 1042-nucleotide messenger RNA. RefSeq lists its product as uncharacterized. The transcript has 3 exons. The record is from RefSeq and is a predicted model, not a curated record. Lineage: Eukaryota; Viridiplantae; Streptophyta; Magnoliopsida; Poales; Poaceae. Bases 1 to 615 code for a protein of 204 amino acids.